Prunus mume (Japanese apricot) is the source of this 752-nucleotide messenger RNA. RefSeq names its product basic helix-loop-helix (bHLH) DNA-binding superfamily protein (gene KDR). Lineage: Eukaryota; Viridiplantae; Streptophyta; Magnoliopsida; Rosales; Rosaceae. The record is from RefSeq and is a predicted model, not a curated record. Gene Ontology annotation, biological process: regulation of growth; regulation of DNA-templated transcription. Gene Ontology annotation, molecular function: protein dimerization activity.
CUCUCUCUCUAUCUCAUUAUAUCUCAUUCUCAUAACCCAUCAUCAGUUUCUCUCUUUACUUCUCUGACAUACUAUCUAGCUCUCAUUUGUCUUUCAGGGUCUUUUUCUUUCCCCUCAUUCUAUUCUAGUAUUCUCAGUCAAUUCAAGUUCCUUCUUCUGACACACCUCAAGCUUCAGUUAAUUAACAAUGUCAAGCAGAAGAUCCUCUCGUUCGCGGCAGUCGGGUACGUCCAGGAAUAUCAGCGAUGAGCAGAUCACUGAUCUCGUAUCCAAGUUACAGCAGCUUCUUCCUGAGAUUCGCAAUAGGCGCUCCGACAAGGUCUCAGCGUCCAAGGUCCUCCAGGAGACUUGCAACUAUAUCAAAAAUUUGCACAGAGAGGUGGAUGACCUAAGUGACCGGUUAUCGGAGCUUUUGGCUUCAACAGACAUGGACAGCGACCAAGCAGCCAUUAUUAGGAGCUUACUUAUGUGAUACUUUUGGAGCUUCCUAAUUAAUCAAGUUCAGUAGUUAUUAAUAUUAUAUUAUUCUCUUUUUGUCAUGAGCCUUUGAUCUUUCUGCCUAGCUACCUAGCUAGCUAGGGUUUGCUCAUUAGGCCAGAAGAAAGACUAUUUAUAUAUAUAUAUAUAUAUAUAUAGCUAGUUUGGUGUUGCUACUCUUCAUGUCGACGGUAUCGCUUUUACAGCGACUUGCACUUGUAGCACGUAAUUAACUAUAUAAUAAUAAAAUGAACUUUUAGAGAGUUCUAAUUCUA